Coffea arabica (coffee) is the source of this 1230-nucleotide messenger RNA. NCBI's taxonomy places the organism in Eukaryota, Viridiplantae, Streptophyta, Magnoliopsida, Gentianales, Rubiaceae. The record is from RefSeq and is a predicted model, not a curated record.
AUGGAGUCUCUGAGAGCUGUGUUCUUAAGUGGUUAUAGUUUUAUCAUGUGGAUUGACAGCAGAAACAAACAAAAAAGGUGGUGGAUUUACGGUCCUGUGACUACUCGGCACCUUACAACUUCGGUGAUUCUAAUUCAGAUACAGGAGGAAUGGCAGCAGCAUUUUUUUCCAAUGAUAGCACCUUGUGGUGAGACGUACUUCCAUAGAUUUGCUGGUCGGGGAUCUGAUGGCUGCUUGAUUAUAGACGUCAUUGUUGACAUUUCUGAGACCUCAAACCUGAUCACUACCCAUCUUAUCUUUGAACCAGUUUCCGGCAUGGAGCAAACUUUGCAACUGGAGGGCCACCAUUUGCCGGCAGAACGAAUCUUGGUUUCUGACAGGUGUAAGCCCGUUUCCUCCGGAUAUUCAAGUCGAACACUAAAGCACGAACAGCUUACUUCUACGAUCAAGAUACUUAAUGACAGCUAUAUCUGGCAGGACUUGUAUUCAAAAGAAGCAAGAGUAUUCUGGAUGCACAAUACAGGUCCCAUUGGUUGCUUGCCAGUGGCCACUAUCAAAGUCCAAAAUCCAGAGCUCGGAUAUCUUGAUGACCAUGGCUGUGUAAAGAGUCAGAAUCAUAUGGCUGUGAGGUUUAAUAAAAAGCUCAAGCAUUCAAUUAUCCAACUCAGGGCAGAGCUUUCAGAAUUUACAAUAACCUAUGUAGAUAUGUACAGGGCAAAGUACGACUUAAUCAGGAAUGCAAAAGAACAAGGUACUUUAUUAUCAAACCAGGGUCAAUUUGAAAUUAAAAUUUAUACAUUAAUUCAAGAACCACUUAAUGUCCUAAUUACACCACUAAAUUUUCCAUUUACAGGAUUUGAGAACCCUUUCAAAAUCUGCUGUGGACUUCAUGGAAUCGAUUUUGAUGUCUUGUGCAGUAAGAAAGCAACUAUAAAUGGUAGUGAAGUAUAUGCAGGUUCUUGUGCAAAACCUUCUGCAAUAAUCAGCUGGGAUGGAGUACACUAUUCUCAGGCUACAAAUAAUUUGAUUGCUAGUCGCAUAGUCAAUGGAUCACUUUCAGACCCACCAAUGCCAAUCACACAAGCAUGUCGAAGGAAAAUUUGAACAAUUCUGUGCAUUCAAUAAUUAAACUAUUGCUUCUAAAACUCCCAAGCUUUUUUUUUUUUUAAGUGGGAGGACUCGAAUCCAAGACCUCUUACUUACACUCUCUUCCCUCGAACCACCCAACCC